Messenger RNA from Diuraphis noxia (Russian wheat aphid), 342 nucleotides. RefSeq lists its product as uncharacterized. The record is from RefSeq and is a predicted model, not a curated record. NCBI's taxonomy places the organism in Eukaryota, Metazoa, Arthropoda, Insecta, Hemiptera, Aphididae.
AUGUACGGAUCGGAAUGUUGGGCUAUAGAUAAAACAAUUGAGAGGAAAAUGUGUGUUGUGGAGAUGAGAAUGUUAAAGUGGAUGAGUGGAAUGAYGAGAGAGGACAGAAUAAGAAAUGAGUAUAUAAGAGGUAGUAAAAGAGUGGCUCCAAUAGUUGACAAAUUGUUUGAGAAUAGGUUGAGAUGGCUAAGAAGAGAAAAAACUGUGGCAGUUUCAGUGACAAAGAACACGAGUGUGGAUGGAAAAAGAGGAAGAGAAAGACCGAAAAAGAGAUGGUUUGAAGUUAUAGAGUGCGAUAUGAGAAUGGAUGGUGUUUGUGAGGAGGAUACUAUGGGAUUGUAG